This is a messenger RNA of Gossypium raimondii (Peruvian cotton), 808 nucleotides long. Its product is annotated as iron-sulfur assembly protein IscA, chloroplastic. Gene Ontology annotation, molecular function: iron-sulfur cluster binding; protein-macromolecule adaptor activity. The record is from RefSeq and is a predicted model, not a curated record. The transcript has 2 exons. Gene Ontology annotation, cellular component: chloroplast stroma. Lineage: Eukaryota; Viridiplantae; Streptophyta; Magnoliopsida; Malvales; Malvaceae. The coding region runs from base 103 to 627 and encodes 174 amino acids. Gene Ontology annotation, biological process: iron-sulfur cluster assembly.
UAAUUGCGUACCAAACGCAGUAUCUUCAUCUGCCAAAGAAACCCACCGGGAGAAAAAUUAUUUUCUUUUUUCUCAUUAGGGUUCUCCUCAUCAGAACAGAUUAUGGCUAUUACUUCGAUCUCGACGAAUUGGUCAUCUCUUUUCCGCUUCUCAAACCACUCGAAACAUUCACUCUCUUUAGCCCAAAGUACCAUUUCUUUACGGUUUUCACGAUCCAGUCUCAGCUGCGGAAAACCCCUUUCAAUUCGAGCAACCGCUGUUCCAGCGGCGCCUACAGCGGAGGGGUUGGAACCGGCUAUUACGUUGACGGAUAAUGCUUUGAGGCAUUUGAAUAAGAUGAGAGCAGAGCGUGAUGAGGAUUUGUGCUUAAGAAUUGGGGUUAAGCAAGGUGGGUGUUCGGGCAUGUCUUAUACGAUGGAUUUUGAGAAGAGGUCUAAUGCUAGAGCCGAUGACUCUAUCAUUGAAUAUAACGGAUUUACGAUCGUGUGUGAUCCAAAAAGCCUUCUCUUUUUAUUUGGAAUGCAGUUAGACUACAGUGAUGCUCUUAUUGGUGGAGGUUUCUCUUUCAGGAACCCCAAUGCUACCCAGACAUGCGGUUGUGGUAAAUCGUUUACGGCAGAAAUGUGAAAUCAUAUGUACAAAGACAGUCUAUCCGUUUCAUGUAAUGCAACAUACAAAUUAUGCCUGUAAAUCUUUCAUGUUUAACUGACUUUAUAUUUCUAGCACCUUUCAUACCUUCUUUUCUCUUUUAGAAGGAAUAUAUAUUUGUUCGAAGGCCAGACACUGAUAUUGGUCUUCUUCAUGCUUA